Messenger RNA from Phyllostomus hastatus (greater spear-nosed bat), 7187 nucleotides. RefSeq names its product phospholipase C delta 3 (gene PLCD3). Bases 143 to 2503 code for a protein of 786 amino acids. The record is from RefSeq and is a predicted model, not a curated record. Gene Ontology annotation, molecular function: phosphatidylinositol-4,5-bisphosphate phospholipase C activity. Gene Ontology annotation, biological process: lipid metabolic process; intracellular signal transduction. NCBI's taxonomy places the organism in Eukaryota, Metazoa, Chordata, Mammalia, Chiroptera, Phyllostomidae. The transcript is spliced from 15 exons.
CGACUCCCUCCCGGCGCCGCUAAGUUUCCUCGACUGGAACCGCGCAGAGCCCGGGCCGGGCCGGAGCGGCGCCCCCGCUGCCCUGUCCCAGCGCGUAGACACAGGGCCCGGCCCCGGCCUCGGCCCCGGCCCCCGCCGAGGCAUGCUGUGCGGCCACUGGAGGAGCCGCUGGAGGAGCUGCCGGCGCCGGGAGCCCCCGGGGCCGGCCCAGGUCGCAGCGUCCGUCGUGCUCCCGUCCCCGCCGGCGCCCCAGGACGGCGGCACCAAGAGGCCCGGGCUUCGAGCGCUGAAGAAGAUGGGCCUGACGGAGGAUGAGGACGUGCACGCCAUGCUGCGGGGCUCCCGGCUCUGCAAGAUCCGCUCGCGGACGUGGCAGAAGGAGCGGCUGUACCGGCUGCAGGAGGACGGCCUGAGUGUGUGGUUCCAGCGGCGCGUCCCGCAUGCGCCGUCGCAGCACAUCUUCUUCGUGCAGCACAUCGAGGCCGUCCGCGAGGGGCACCAGUCCGAGGGCCUGCGGCGCUUCGGGGGUGCCUUCGCGCCCGAGCGCUGCCUCACCAUCGCCUUCAAGGGCCGACGCAAGAACCUGGACCUGGUGGCGCCCACGGCCGAGGAGGCGCAGCGCUGGGUGCGCGGCUUGGCCAAGCUGCGCACACGCCUGGACGCCAUGAGCCAGCGCGAGCGCCUGGAUCACUGGAUCCACUCCUACCUGCACCGGGCGGACUCCAAUCAGGACAGCAAGAUGAGCUUCAAGGAGAUCAAGAGCCUGCUCAGGAUGCUCAACGUGGACAUGAACGACAUGUACGCCUACCGCCUCUUCAAGGAGUGUGACCGCUCCAACAACGAGCGGCUGGAGGGGACCGAGAUCGAGGAGUUCCUGCUGCGGCUGCUGAAGCGCCCGGAGCUGGAGGAGAUCUUCCACCGGUACUCGGGCGAGGACCGCGUGCUCAGCGCCCCGGAGCUGCUGGAGUUCCUGGAGGACCAGGGCGAGGACGGCGCCACGCUGGCCCGCGCGCGGCGGCUCAUCCAGACCCAUGAGCUCAACGAGACAGCCAAGCAGCACGAGCUGAUGACGCUGGACGGCUUCAUGAUGUACCUGCUGUCGCCCGAGGGGGCUGCCCUGGACCCGGCCCACACGUGCGUGUUCCAGGACAUGGGCCAGCCCCUCGCGCACUACUUCAUCUCCUCCUCGCACAACACCUAUCUGACCGACUCCCAGAUCGGGGGGCCCAGCAGCACCGAGGCCUACGUGAGGGCCUUCGCCCAGGGGUGCCGCUGCGUGGAGCUGGACUGCUGGGAGGGCCCGGGAGGGGAGCCCAUCAUCUACCACGGCCACACGCUCACCUCCAAGAUCCUCUUCCGGGACGUGGUCCAGGUCGUGCGUGACCACGCCUUCUCGCUGUCCCCAUACCCCGUCAUCCUGUCCCUUGAGAACCACUGUGGGCUGGAGCAGCAGGCUGUCAUGGCUCGCCACCUCCGCACCAUCCUGGGGGACAUGCUGGUGACGCAGGCCCUGGACGCCCAAAAUCCUGAAGAGCUGCCCUCCCCGGAGCAGCUGAAGGGCCGGGUCCUGGUGAAGGGGAAGAAGCUGCCAGCUGCUCAGGCCGAGGACGGUCGGGUUCUCUCCGACCGGGAGGAGGACGAGGAAGAGGAGGAGGAAGAAGAGGGGAUGGAGGCCGUGGAACAGAAGCCAGGGGCCAAGCAGAUCUCCCCGGAGCUGUCGGCCUUGGUGGUGUACUGCUGUGCCGCCCGCCUGCGGACCCUGAGCCCGGCCCCCGUGCCGCCCCAGCCCCGCCACGUCAGCUCCCUCAGCGAGCGCAAGGCCAAGAAGCUCAUCCGAGAGGCGGGGAACAGCCUCGUCAGGCACAACACCCACCAGCUGACCCGUGUCUACCCGCUGGGGCUUCGGAUGAACUCGGCCAACUACAGCCCCCAGGAGAUGUGGAACUCGGGCUGCCAGCUGGUGGCCCUGAACUUCCAGACGCCUGGCUACGAGAUGGACCUCAACGCCGGGCGCUUCCUCGUCAACGGGCAGUGUGGCUACGUCCUGAAACCCCAGUGCCUGCGGCAGCCCGACACGGACUUCGACCCCGAGAGCCCGGGGCCCCCAAGAACUACUCUCACCGUGCAGGUGCUGACCGCACAGCAGCUGCCCAAGCUGAACGCAGAGAAGCCCAGCUCCAUCGUGGACCCCCUGGUGCGCAUUGAGAUCCACGGGGUGCCCAUGGACUGCGCGCGCAAGGAAACCACCUACGUGCUCAACAACGGCUUCAACCCCCGCUGGGGGCAGACCCUGCAGUUCCAGCUGCGGGUGCCAGAGCUGGCGCUGGUGCGGUUCGUGGUCGAAGAUUACGACACCACGUCCCCCAACGACUUUGUGGGCCAGUUCACACUGCCUCUCAGCAGCCUGAAGCCAGGGUACCGUCACAUCCACCUGCUCUCCAAGGACGGGGCCUCCCUGUCCCCAGCCACGCUCUUCGUCCAUAUCCGAGUCCAGCGCUCCUGAAGGCCCGACAGACCCACCUCGGGGACCUGCCUGCGGACACCAGUCUGCAUGCCGCCCACCGCGGAGGCCUUCUCCCCUGGGCGGUGGGAGGACCAGCCCACCCAGCCUGCCACUUCGCCUGCCGGGCAGGCUCUGCCGCAGCCCCUCCUGCAGAGCCGGUGGUUGACCUCUGCCCCGCAGCCCUGGGGGGGGCCCCAGCUCGAGACCUCAGCCCACCCACACUGUGGCCCACCCAGAGCCAGGCCUGCUCCCGCCAGGAGCCAGAAGACCUGGGAGCAGGACGUAAGUGCCUCACCUGAGCUCGCUUCUCUCGUUGAAGCCAGAGAGGAGCAGAGGCUGGGUGCCCUGGGGACACCAAGAAGUAGGUUUUAGUUCGUGACACAGAAGCGUCCUGGAGAGGACAGGAGAACAGGACUAUUUUUAAAAACAAAGAAGGAAAUUUCCUUCACCACUGCCACCCCAAGCACCUGAGGCCACAGCCAGGCCCAUGAGGAGGGACGGGCUGGAGCCCCUCGGGCCCUUCCACACAAGCGGGUGUGAGUUCGUCUAAGACGACUGGGGGUGCUGGAGACCCCAUGGCUCAAAAUAGCCCCCAGCCCUCUCAGCUUAACGCUGCCGCCAGCGUCGCAGACGGAGGACACCCACCACGAGCUGCCCGCGCCAACCCUCGGAGGGGCCUCCCGUGGGGAGGCGGCUGGACGGCCUUCGGCUGGGACAGAGCUCUCACGGCCCUGCAGGCUGGGGGCAGGCCCCUGACUCUCCGGACUGGGCAGGGCAGACAGACUCCAGAAACCGGAGCUUGCCUCCCCCAAGCCAAGCAGCCUUUCAGAUGCAGGCCUGAAGGCCGUGCCUGCCCCGCCGCCUCCCAAGACGCGAGCAGCCGGAGCCCCGGAGACACCGGGUGACAGAAUCCAGAGAAGACGGGCAGAGAGGUGUUUUUCUAGGGUUAAACGUGGAGCCCUGCCCCCUUGGGUCCUGUCAGGCAACACACUGACCCGGGACAAGGGCAGAGCUGGACGGCAGCUCCCCACACAGGUGGUGCCCUCUCGGGCUGCAGCUCAGGGCCCAGGUUCCCCGGAAGGGGGCUCAGAGGCACCAGCCACGGGGUCUGGAAGGAGCACAGGGUCAGGGACAGCAUCAACAGUCCCAGAGGCGGCCUGGUUGGCCGGCGGGGCCCACCUGGGCGGGGCUCACCUGCGAGGGGCAUUGCCCUGCAAACCGAAGCCGCAGGUGUCUGUGCCCAGUCAGGCCUCCUGUGAGGUAACCAACCAGUGUUUUUCUCCCCCUCACUGAUGCCUCCCUCCCCUCCCCUCCCCUCCCUAAAAUCAAUAAGCAUGUCCUCAGUGAGGAUAAAAUAUUGUAUGUAUUAAAAACAUAUUUUAAAAAGUUUUUAAAAGUUCCGAAGUCCCAGAGGAAGACAGCAGGGAGCGGGCAGUCCCCAGCAGAGCCUGGGGCCCUCCCGCAGGCGGGCCGUGGGCCGGCUGGCCUGCGGCGUUGGGAGCGGCCCCGGUGGCUCCACAGACCCGCCGGACCCCUGGCCCUGGGGGAGAUGUGGCAUCUGAACAAGUGCAGGGCGGCGCCCGUCCCGGACCGAGGGGGCGGAUCCCCCGGCUGCGGAAGCCCGGCCCGGGACUGGCGCCUCUGCCACGGUGCCCGGCGCGGGCACAGAGCCCGGCCGCCGAGAGGCUGGGUCAGUACUGGCCCCUCGGCGGUGGGCAGGGGUUUGGGGAACGGCGCCCAGUCUGCCCCGAGGGCCUCGCCCAGCGUCUUCAGGAGCGGCCAGGUGCUGCGGCCACAAGAAGGGCCUUUCCCUGCAGGACGCUCACUCUCAGGGAGGGGGCCCUCCAGCCUCCCCCCGCCCCACCUGCCGUGCAGAGGAAAACCAGGAGGGCAGAGGGGUUUAUUCAGCUGCUUCCUUUAUUAGAAACAAGUGAGAUGUAUCGAGCGGACAAGGCAAUUCCUCCCCCACCCUGGAAAUGGAUGCCCCGCCCGCAGCCCAGAGAAAAGCCAAGACAGAAAGGUGAAGCUUCCCCGUCCCAGACGCCGCACCUGCCUGCAGUCGAUGUUCUUGAACUGAACGCAGCUGCCCCACUAAGGCUCCUGGGGGCAGCCCGCCGGCCGGGCUGCUGCGUUCACUCGGCAGCAGGGCAGAGCCCCGGCCUCGGUCUCCUGUCGGGGCAGGUGGGCCGGGCCAGAGACACACUCCCAGCCCCCUCCCCUGGCCAGGCAGCACCUCCCCCCUGCUUCUAGACCACUUUGCCCUGAAGCUGCCCAGGCCUUUGGGCCACCCCUUGGGUUGGCUAAAUGCUGGUCAUCUCUGAGCAAAGAAUUCAAGACCACUGGGUCACGCAGCCUCGGGCCUCAGUGAGCCAGGGAGUAAGGGCGGGGGUGGGGUUGGGGGGGGGGAUGGCAAUCAGAAGGGAGGUGCAGGCAGGGCCCCAAGUGGCUGGGUGUGGGCCAGCCUCCAAGCCAGAGGUCAGCAUCUACGGAAUUGGGCGUGGGUCGGGAAACAAGCCCCACACAGACCUCCGUCCAGAGCCCAGGCCUCUCCCAGCAGAGAUGGGAGGCCGUGGGAACUGGUCUCGGCGUCAGGGGUCAAAUGCAGUCAAUCCAAAGGCAGGAAAUAACAUUCAGACACACGGGAGUCCACCCGCCCGGCGCCAGCACGGAGCACUGGUGGCACAGAAAAAGGGCCGCACCCAGGAGGCUGCCCAACAGUAGCCGCCCGGGGCAGGUCCCUGGGGGAGGAGGCCCCGGGUCCUUCCCUUGUUUGGUUCUACCAGCCACAGCUGCACUGCCCUGCCCCAGUCAAGGCUCCUUGUGGGGAGGCCCUGAACCCCAAACGAUGGCUCUCUCCGAGUGCUCUGACCUGAAGUCCUGCAAGGGGCUGAGUGAAGAACCCAAGGGCUGUGUGGACAAAGAGGAGGCUGACGCAGCCGCUGCCGAGCCAACCCCCAAAGACCCGGGGGUGAUGCUGAGGGUGGGGCAGGGUCCCCACCACGAACAACAGAGUCCAAGGAGCAGGCCGCGCGGCUCUGGAGGGGACACCGAGACCUUUCCAGGAGACCUGCUUCUUCCGGAGCAGCCACGGGCCUCGCAGUUUCCAUCCCGUGACCUGGGCCCACCGAGGCCAAGGUCGCUCCAGGGGCGGUCGAGCACCCCGCACUACACAGGCAGUGCAGGCUGGGGCUUGGCCCAGAGCUGACCGAGCCUCUGCCAGGGAGUGUUUCCAAGUCCCAGGUCCUGCCCAAGGCAGCCAAGAGGCGGGCUCAUUGUUCUCUGAUACCCUUCAAGCCCGAACAGGGCGAGCCGCUGGGUGACUCGGGGCGCUGGGCCUGACACCUGCAAGGCUGGAAGGUGAGCCCCGGCCUCUCCGACUCCUCCUGUCUGCGGAAUGCGGUGAGUCUCUUGCUAAGAACAGCAGCUUCUUUGGUCUGGGUAUCUUGGAGUCAAGGAGUCGAAGGUCAGCCGUGAUCUUUGGUGCCCGCAGGUUGCAGCACAGGGACGACAGAAGGGAGGCCCUGCAGGCCUCGCUGGGAGUCCGGGCCGGGCCGCAGAACUAGCCUCUGGCGAACCUCACCGAAACCCACAGCCUGAAACCGGGCUCUGCUGGCCUGCGGGGCCUGGCUUCAGUGAGGAGGCCAGGCCGAGCCCGGCCGCCCGGCUACGACUUCCUCUCCCCUGCAAGCAGCCGGGAGGCGAAAGCAGCCAGGAAAGCCCCAGGCCACGCAGCCCACCCACUCACUUUCUCCCACAGCACAAGUCACACAGAAGCCAGGACUCGGGCUGCUGACAAUUCCACGGCCCGACCCUCCCCAACACUGGGCUGGGCACAAACGGGGGGUGCCUGCACGGCCACGUGCCUGGGGGCCCCACCCGUGGCGGGGAACCUGGCAGCAUCCAUAAACGUCACCACCACCACCACCACCACCACAAAACCCACCAAACAGCCUCCGUGAAAGUCAUGCUGGGACCAUGGCAACACAGAACCAUUUCUGUUGCCAAGUCCAGACUGGCGUAACCACCGUUCCUCGAACUCUGUGUGUCUUGGACAAGCGGUGGCCAGUGGGUUGGAAGGCACAAGCCAGGGACUGGUGGCCGAAGGCGCCUGGGAUCGGCCCCACGCCGCCCCUGCCCAGCCAGCCCCAGGGCCGCCAGGGUGCUGGCUCUCUGCUCGAAGACGAGCUAACCAGGGAUUGCACUGACAUGGUCUCCUCAAGGUCCCAAAUGCUACAAGGAGGUCAAAAGUCCCCUUCAAGGUGCCAGUCACCCGUGGGAGUGGAAAAACAGUCUCUCAGGGUGCCCGUGACCAUAAGAUUGGCAACAGCUGGCUGGAGAGUCGGCAGGACUUCCGCCAGGGAGCAGGCCAAGAGGAUGGAGGGAGGGACUCAACAGACUCUGCGUCCCCAGGGCGCCGCAGCGCCCGGCUUCCGAGUGCGGGACACGCCCAGGGCCUGCGGGCGAGCCUGAGUAGGGCCGGCCCCACCCAGGACGCCGGCGCCUGUGGUCUGCGAGAUCUGAGCACCGCCCCCCCCGCCCCGCCCCGAAGCUUGGCGCAGUCCCUCCACCGUACCCCGCGCUCUCGAAGCCAACCAGUGCAGCCGAUUCGGAAGGGGAACCGGGUAGACGCCCCGCAUCCUCUUUCUCCUGCUCCCCCAAGAAGCGCCAGUGCCUGCUCUCAGGA